UGGACACUCAUCUGUCAGGUUUUAUGUAAGAAAUGUCACGCACGAGUGUCGAUCAUGGGACUCUCCCAUUGUAGUAGUUAUAAGUACUGUUUAUAAGUAGUUAUAAUGCGCAGUAUUACGUAACAUUUAUCUACACAUUGUGUCUCAAACAACGACUGACACAAUCGUGUUCUCAUACAAAUUUAAAUGAAUGAAUUAUUACUUCUUCUGACUACGGUAAGUAGGAAUGUUUCCCCCGCAUUGUUAAACAUGCAGUGCUCUUUGCUCAGGCUUACGCUGGCUGGAGCACCACUGUGCUAGGCCUAAGAUGCCGGCGGCGGGGUGGGGGUACAGCUUGUGCUUCUCUAUAUUAUAUAUUUCAGGCCUCUAAGCUUAUCGCUAGCUAGCCGAAGCGCGGAUUGCGCAUAUACGCGUCUUGUUUGUUAUCCCCUCUCUAUCACACUUUCAUGACUUUCAUGUGAUCUACGAAUUGUACGUUACGGUUCAAAUCUGGUCUAACCGUUCAAGUUAUCAGAAGAAUAUUGGAACAAGUUGAUGCUGCUGAUAUGGCGCCAAUCAGAUUUGCAAUAUUAACCAUAAGCGAUACUUGCGCCAAUGGAGAGAAAGAGGAUGGAACCGGUCCGUUAAUAAAAUCAUUAAUCAAGAGCCCAGAUGAACUGGUAAAUGUGGGUACUCCGAUUCACCUACUUAAGGGAGAAGUAUGCCAUACUGCAAUUGUGCAAGAUGAUGAAGAUUUAAUUAUAAAACAGCUGAUCGAUUGGAGCGAUAAGAACAAGGUUGAUGUUAUUCUCACCAUUGGUGGUACCGGAGUCUCCCACAGAGAUGUUACACCCGAGGCGACCAAGAAAGUAAUUCAUAAAGAGGUUCCUGGAAUACCCACAGCGAUGCUUAUGCAGAGUAUAGAGGUCACACCGAUGGCAAUGCUGUCUCGAGCUGUGUGUGGAAUACGGGGCAAGACGUUGAUCAUUAACUUGCCUGGCUCGUGCAAAGGUGCGUUCGAAUGCCUGAAUGUGAUCGCACCUGCGAUACCGCAUGCGGUGGAAAUAAUCAUGGAUAACAAAGCGGGGAUCGAAGUUACGCAUAAGAACGUGCAACGUUGCACGUUACGUAAUGUAAAUAACACAUACACGCAGACAUAUGUCGAGAAUAUAACUAGUCGCCCGAGGACAUCCCCGUUUCCUAUGAUCUCCGUAGAGGAAGCAACCCUUAUAAUACGCAACAUGCAGAGCACACAGAUAGAAAGGAUAGAUGCAAAAUAUGCCCUCGGCAGGAUACUGUAUAGCAGUGUACUUUCUCACGUUAACUUGCCACCGUUCAGAGCUUCUAUUAAAGAUGGAUACGCAGUACUGGCGAGCGAUGGGAUAGGCAGGCGUAGAGUACUGUGUGGUGUGAAAGCAGGAGCCACGCCCAUUUCGAUUCGCCUGGAACCUGGCACCUGCGUGCGCGUGAACACCGGAGCACCGAUUCCUAGUGAGGCAACGGCUGUUGUACAAAUUGAGGAUACGAAACUGCUACUGAAGAGUUCCGACGGCACGGAGGAAGAGGAGAUAGACAUAAUGACUUUACCAGUAGAGGGACAAGACAUCAGACCUAUCGGUAGCGACAUAGAGGCAGGGAGUGAAAUUUUGUCCCAGUACAGAUAUAUUGGCCCAGUGGAGAUGGGACUACUGGCGGCUUGCGGCUGUAAAGAUGUUAAAGUAUUCAUGCUUCCAUCCGUGGGUGUGUUAUCUACCGGAGAUGAACUGCAGGAGGCAGAUGGACAGCUUCUGAAACCGGGACGCGUCUUCGACAGUAACCGGAUAACUUUGAUCUCGCUCUUACGAGAAAACGGCUUCAAGUCUAUCGAUUUCGGAAUCGCGGUUGACGACGAAAGCGCGCUGAUACAGAAAAUCACCGAAGCUCUGGACAAAGUGGACGUAGUCGUGACAACCGGCUCCGUGUCCAUGGGCGAUCGGGACAUGUUAAAACCUAUUUUGGAGAAGCAUUUUAAGGCCGUUAUACAUUUUGGUCGCGUAAAUAUGAAGCCAGGAAAACCUACGACAUUCGCGACGUGCGAAUAUAACGGCAAGAGAAAGUAUUUCUUGUGUCUGCCGGGUAAUCCGGUGUCCGCUAUCGUUACCACGCAUUUAUUCGUUUUGCCCCUUCUGAACCUCAUGCAGAAUAACUAUAAGGAACCUGCCAUAGUGCGAGCCAAGUUGACGUCGUCGUACAAUCUGGACCCGCGUCCCGAAUAUGUGAGCGCGACGUUGAAAUGGAACGACAAAGAACCUCUUCCACUUGCCCACAGAACAGGAACUCAGAAAAGCAGUAAGUUACUGAGUUACAAAAAUGGUAAUGCGCUCUUGAUGUUGCCCGGCCGAACAGAGAAGAAACAGACGUUAAACGAGGGUGACGUCGUACCAGCGAUGUUAAUCGGCUUUAAUUAAUUUCGAAGAUGCAUUUAAUAAUUUAUGCUGCAGCGAAGGCCCUUUCUGCCGCCGCUCUUAAUAUAAAAGCAUAAGAAAAUUAGUGCAAGGUAUGUAAUGGAAUUUGUAAUGGAAUUUUGUAAUUUGUAAUGGUAAUUUUGUAAUGGAAUUGGAAUGGGUUAUUACUGCACUACUAAUGCAAUUGAAAAGAUUAUUAUUAAUAUUUUAUAGAAAA
This is a messenger RNA of Ooceraea biroi (clonal raider ant), 2640 nucleotides long. It is a transcript of the gene cin, whose product is annotated as Molybdenum cofactor synthesis protein cinnamon. Gene Ontology annotation, molecular function: molybdopterin molybdotransferase activity. NCBI's taxonomy places the organism in Eukaryota, Metazoa, Arthropoda, Insecta, Hymenoptera, Formicidae. Gene Ontology annotation, cellular component: postsynaptic specialization; postsynaptic membrane; cytoplasm. Gene Ontology annotation, biological process: glycine receptor clustering; Mo-molybdopterin cofactor biosynthetic process; establishment of synaptic specificity at neuromuscular junction. The record is from RefSeq and is a predicted model, not a curated record.